Ceutorhynchus assimilis (cabbage seed weevil) is the source of this 1441-nucleotide messenger RNA. Lineage: Eukaryota; Metazoa; Arthropoda; Insecta; Coleoptera; Curculionidae. The record is from the annotation of a GenBank genome assembly.
GGUGAUUAGACCGCUGUUCUUUUCAGUUUCUUGCAGUUUAUUGAGUUCCACGUUCGUAGUAAGUACCAAUUAAUAUUUUUCCAAUAUGGAUAGAAAAAAAGAGCAACUAAUUAGUGCGGUUUUCCAAAAACCAGCAUUGUGGGAUGGAAGUAAGAAAGCACAUUAUAACAUAUAUAUUUUGAAAGAGUGUUGGAAUCAAGUCGCAUCUACAUGUGAAAUUACAGUUGCAGAUGCUAGAAAGGCCUGGAAAGUUUUGAGACAACAAUUUAAACUACAGUUUGAGAAGCUUCCACCGCGAAGGUCAGGAGAUCCGGCACCAGAGGAUUACGUUAAAUGGCCAUAUUUCAAAAGUUUGUUGUUUCUGAGAGAUAAUUUUGAGAUACGUCAUGCAACUGAUAGUUCGGAUGACGAUAGUCGAGAGUUUGAGGGUGGAGAUGAUACACAACAUGACACAGAGGAUGUAUCAUCUUCUUCUACACAAACUACUACAUUUGAUGAUACUUCACAAACAUUUGCAAAUGUUUUGACUGUUGAAUUUGUAACUCUCAGAAGUACAACCAAUGAGAAAACAGAUAAUUUGGACUAUCAAGAAAGAAGUGCGCCUACCGACCAAAUAGGGCAAGGUUUGCUAGAGAUAGAAAAGGAAAAAUUAAAAAUGUCAACUUUGAAUAACAAUGAUGAAGAUGCGGUUUUUUUUGCAUCUCUAUUACCACAUGUAAGAAAGUUAUCUCCUGUUGACAAGUUCACUUUUAGAGUUAAGGUUCAAAACAUGAUCAAGGAGAUGGUUUUUGGAGUCAAGAACGGCACAGCAAGCAGUUACGACGUGGAACAUCCAAAUCCUUCAGCGUCAAAUUUUAAUCCAACAGUUCCUGCGAGACAAAACGUAACUUAUGUUGAAGACAGAUCCUCUAUACUGCUGCAAGCUAUUCGAUUAGCUGAAAUCGACAAUGACGAUUCCUUUAUGUGAACACUAUACAACCUUAUUUUUACAGAUUUUUACUUACCUUCAACAUUAUGUACCUAAUACGUUUAUAUCAAUAAAUAGUUGUUAAAAAUAAUACAUUACCUCAGUGUUAUCACCAAUCUUUUUUCAUUGCUAACUGGCUGUUUAUGUUUAUGUAGAUUGGUAUAUACCUACUUUUUAAAUUCUCGAGUCUAUAAUUGUAGAUUGCAUUUGAAGUGGUUGCAGCUUGUUCCAGUGAAUAGAGAUUCUGUGGUAAAGUGGUCACCUCUUGUGGUGUUAGUACUAUUAUUUCCUCUGGUUCCUGAAUUUUGCCCAGUUAACGGAAACCCCAUUUCCGCGAGUUGAGCAAAGAGAAAGAAUAUUAUUAUUCGUUGGAAUGCCUGACUAUUUAGCUCAGUAAAAUACCUCAGGGGUGGGUGGUUUUGGUGAAUUAUGCCUACCUACUCCAAUUAUUAUUUUAUGUCGAGUUAAGGGCGC